Molecule: messenger RNA, 1818 nt
Organism: Poecile atricapillus (Black-capped chickadee)
Lineage: Eukaryota; Metazoa; Chordata; Aves; Passeriformes; Paridae
Gene: HS3ST4
Product: heparan sulfate-glucosamine 3-sulfotransferase 4
Exons: 2
Coding region: 1-1278 (425 amino acids)
Molecular function (GO): [heparan sulfate]-glucosamine 3-sulfotransferase activity
Source: RefSeq, a predicted model, not a curated record
AUGUCCCCCCCCGCCCAGCCGGGGCUGCCGGGCGGGCGCGGCUCUAAGGGGCCCCCGGCGCGGAAGCUCCUCUGCAUGUGCAGCCUCUCCCUGUGCCUCACCUACCUGUGCUACAGCCUGAUGGGGGGCACCGGUCCCGCCGCCCUGCGCUCCCCCGCCGCCCUCCCCGGCUCGGCGGCCCCCGGAGCCCCGCGUUCCCCCAGCGCCUUCCCCGCCACGGUGGCCCCGCGCUCCCCCGCCAGCCCCUCGGGCAGCCCCGGCGCCCCGGCCGCCUCAGCCGCUCCUCCGCCGGCCUCCAACGGCAGCCGAGAAGGGGCGGCGGGCACCUGGCUGCGGGCGCGGCUGGCCCCCGGGGAGGUGAUCACGGCACAGAGCGGAGCCUUCGAGAGGGACCCGCAGGAGUCCAGCACCACGGACGAGGAGCUGAGCCGGGCCGGGAGCCCGGGCAGCCGCGGCGGCGGCAGCAGCACCACGCCGGACUACGGGGAGAAGCGGCUGCCGCAAGCCCUCAUCAUCGGGGUGAAGAAGGGGGGGACGCGGGCGCUGCUGGAGGCCAUCCGGGCGCACCCCGACGUGCGGGCCGUGGGCACCGAGCCCCACUUCUUCGACAGGAACUACGAGAAGGGGCUGGAGUGGUACAGGAACGUGAUGCCCAAGACGCUGGAGGGACAGAUCACCAUGGAGAAGACCCCCAGCUACUUUGUGACCAACGAGGCCCCCAGGCGCAUUCACUCCAUGGCCAAGGACACCAAGCUGAUCGUGGUGGUGCGCAACCCGGUCACCCGCGCCAUCUCGGACUACACGCAGACCCUCUCCAAAAAGCCAGAGAUCCCCACCUUUGAGGUGCUGGCCUUCAAGAACAGGACUCUGGGGCUGAUCGAUGCCUCCUGGAGUGCUAUCCGCAUUGGGAUUUAUGCCCUGCACUUGGAAAACUGGCUUCAGUACUUCCCCCUCUCCCAGAUCCUGUUUGUCAGUGGUGAGAGGCUCAUCACUGACCCAGCUGGGGAAAUGGCCAAGGUCCAGGACUUCUUAGGCCUCAAGAGGAUUGUGACAGAGAAGCAUUUUUAUUUUAAUAAAACGAAGGGGUUUCCCUGUCUAAAGAAGCCAGAGGACAGCAGUGCUCCCCGGUGUUUGGGCAAGUCCAAGGGUCGAACUCACCCCAAAAUAGACCCAGACGUCAUCCACAGACUGCGGAAGUUUUACAAACCCUUCAAUGUCAUGUUUUACCAAAUGACAGGCCAAGAUUUCCAGUGGGAGCAGGAAGAAAGUGAUAAGUAGAACCACAAAAUCAGGAAAAAAUCUUUUUUGUUUUUGGGAUGUGAAUCAUCAUUUCAGACCCAAAACUCUCUUGGGGCUGGAGGCUCAGCCCUGAGUGUAACAGGCUCUUGUGUUGUCAGGGCUGCAGCAGAAGUCACCCCACAUGUGCAGUUCAGGAACUCCAGUGGCCUGUCACCUCGGGCUGCUCUCCCCACGGCACCCCUGGGGGUCAGGGGCAGGUGGGAGGAGGAGGAGGAGGAGGAGGAGGAGGGGAAGCAGGGAUCCUCAGGGUGAUGGGGCACUUUGUGUCGCCGUUUCGCUGCUGGUGUCCCCCUUGCAGCCAGGCAGGCAGGACCAGACCUCAUGCCAUGGCAAGCUGGGCAAGAGGGUGGCUCCCAAAGCCCAGCACUGGCACAAGCCCACAGAUUUGAUUUCUCCUGCCCUGCACUUUAGUUUUGCCCAAACAGCAGCAUCUGAUCUGGUAAAUUCAGGCCUUGUGCACUCAUAUGCACACUGGUCUUUGUGUGUGGAAGGAAUAAAGCCAGUUAUGCUGCAAAGGAA